Messenger RNA from Fukomys damarensis (Damara mole-rat), 4257 nucleotides. RefSeq names its product metabolism of cobalamin associated B (gene Mmab). The transcript is spliced from 9 exons. The record is from RefSeq and is a predicted model, not a curated record. Gene Ontology annotation, molecular function: corrinoid adenosyltransferase activity. NCBI's taxonomy places the organism in Eukaryota, Metazoa, Chordata, Mammalia, Rodentia, Bathyergidae. The coding region runs from base 745 to 1443 and encodes 232 amino acids.
GGCUGGGAGAGUAACUCGAACGCCCGCCGUGAAUCACGUGGUAUUGUCGCCAGUGUACGUCAUCCUGGGGACGUUCCCUAAGUCCUGCCGUCACCAUGGGCAACGUGGAAGCAAGAGACCGGGUUUACUUUGCCCAGGCCUAAGGAAGACCAGCUUUCAUCAGUCAGGGCAGGGUAUACGUAACCCCAAGUAGGCCAGGAGGAACAUCAUUCAGAAUUUGACCAGAGUAGUUUGUUCUCAAAUACAUUGAGACACAAAUAUGAUCUAAACAUGGUUUUACUUUGAAACUUGCACCCUCAGAUUCCCAGAACUCAGAACCUGUAGAGUACAGUGAGUUAAUAAUGGUUAAUAUAGUUGAUAGAUCCGGUGAUUUAAACUUUGAAUGACUUUGGGAAAUCACCUUUUAAAUCUGACCUGUGUAUUUAAGUUAUAUAUCCCCAAGAUUUAUACUAGAUUAUGCUAGAGUGUAGUUCCGUGGUAGAGCAUUUGCCUCGCAUGUACAAAGGCCUGAGUUCGAACCCCAGCCUCUCCAAAAAUUAAAAAUUAAAAAAAGAAAACAAACAACCCUGCCAAUUUUCAAACCUUGUUUUGGCAGUUCUUCAUUUCUGACUGUACUUGAAGCCCUAGAGGAUGAAAGUGGCCCAGUUUUCUUUCCCUUCGGAAGCCUUGAUUUGGUAGUUAAAGGCAGAAGUAUUGGGAGAGUAGAAGUAACAUUUGGGGUACUGGUGUAGGGUAGUCUUGGGCAUGAACUUCAGCUCUGCCUCUUCCCUCCUGGGUGCCAGGAAGAUGAGCCUUACUCUGAUACAGCUUUCCUCAGAGACACCCAAGAUUCCCAAGAUUUAUACCAAAACAGGAGACAAAGGGUUUUCUAGCACCUUCACAGGAGAAAGGAGGCUCAAAGAUGACCAGGUGUUUGAAGCUUUGGGAACUACAGAUGAAUUAAGUUCCGCUAUUGGGUUUGCUAUGGAAUUGAUCACAGAAAAGGGCCACACGUUUGCUGAGGAGCUUCAGAAAAUCCAGUGCAUGUUGCAGGACGUCGGCUCGGCCCUGGCCACUCCGCGCUCCUCUGCCAGGGAGGCUCACCUAAAACGUACAGCCUUCGAGGUGGGGCCCACCCUGCAGCUGGAGCAGUGGAUCGACAACCACUCCAGGCACCUCCCGCCCCUCACAGCCUUCAUUCUGCCUUCCGGAGGCAAGAGCAGCUGUGCACUACACUUCUGUCGUGCCGUGUGCCGCCGAGCUGAGAGACGUGUGGUGCCUCUGGUCCAGAUGGGAGAGACGGAUGCAAAUGUGGCCAAGUUCUUAAACAGACUCAGUGACUAUCUCUUCACAGUAGCCAGAUACAUGGCUAUGAAGGAAGGAAAUGAAGAAAAAAUAUACAAGAAAAUGACCCAUCAGAUGGAGCCUGAGGCCCCUGGAGAUAAUGGGAGGGUAGCUUCCUAGGCCCCUCUGUGGUGACACAGAAGAGUUUGCCUUCCUCCUGGGGUCCUGGUUCCUGAAGCGCUCACCUGAGGGGCUGGAAGUGGGUCUGAGAUGCAGAUUCAGCUUUGCCUCACACCCCCUGCUACUUCCCUUGAGGGACUGGGGCCCUUGAGACUUUUGUCCCCACCUCCCCAGGCUGGCCUUCAUCUUGGAGGAAAUGGAAAUAAUUUCAGGAUUGCAGAAAAGAAAGGUAAAGUGAUGACUGUGAAGUAAAGGAACCAGAUGGAAAAAAGAAUAAGGGCUUGAGCUGUGUGUGUGUGUGUGUGUGUGUGUGUGUGUGUGUGUGUGUGUGAGAGAGAGAGAGAGAGAGAGAGAGAGAUUGAGAGAGAGAGACAAACUCAUGAGUGAAUCCUCCUGCUGCCGACUAAGGUUGUUCAAGGAUUUGGAAUGGUACCAGCGGCCCUUGGAAAUGUAAUUGUGAUUUACCUGUGCCAAAGGGGCUGUAAACGUCACAUUUAUAAAGGGAAGGGAGGCAGGAUUUGGAAGUUUAGUCACCUCGGAGCUACCCAUCACCGCUGUAGUGUGGGGCAGGGCAGCUGCUGACUGACAGACGAGGCCUCAGAAGCUCGACAGAGUACGGCGGGGCUGCGGCUUGGAGAGUUCUCACUAAUGGGGGACAGGGCCCUGGGUAGAGCAAUGCCAUCGCUUAAGGCUGACCCUUCCCGCCUAGUCUGAGUGAGUGGCAGGUGCAGGGUAGAGCGGGUCCGGCUUAAGGAAAUGGGAUCUUCUGCUUCCAGUAAGGUGACAGCGUGAGACUUCUCUGGUGCUGCACUGGCUGGUUUCUGCCUCCGAGACCUGUGUCGUGGCUGUGUUUUAUUCCACUUGUCACCACUGCUCCCUCCGGCUAUGUAAUGACACUGCCGGUGCCAGCUGUGUCCUUGGCAGAGGGAUAUUUAUGAAGGGCAGAGAGGUAGCCCUGAGGAUCUAAGGACACCAUGCUGCUAAUUGCAGGAAGUGGCUUCGGAAGGGCGGGCUCUUUUCUACCAUCAGGGCUAGAACGCCUGGUGGACUCCAUUGAGCAAUCGUUCAUUUAUCAAGUGCUUGUCUAGCAGGGGCUCCACGCCAAGCACGGACAGGCUGGUCGUUCCAUCGCCUUCCUCGCUGGCAAGUUGGCAAAUGUUAAAUUCUCAGCUGUGUGGGUACUUUUGCAGGCAAGGCCAAUACAUUCUUGUCUUCUGGGUUCUUUGGAGCAGGCAGGCCGCAGUAGCCCCGUUGAGCCCUGGGCAGGGUGGUAGGUCCCGGUGCCCAGCAGUGAGGAGUACCCUCCAGGCCCAGCGCCAUUCCAGCUCCGUUCAUUAGACCCAGGCCUGGCACAGGGUAGGGCGCUUUGUGUGUGCAGGCAGGGUGGGCAACGGGAAACGCAUCCUCCGGUGCUUCCCAGCCGGGACGCAGAUGUUCCAGGAGCUCUCAGCAAUCGCUCAUUUCUUCCCACGUCUCCAAAUCUUCCUAGAAAGGACAGAAAGUAGGCAAUAAAACAACAGCCCUGUACUCCUAGCCAUGGCAAAAAGACAGAGAAACACUCUGAGUGCACACACUGUCCCAAAGCGAUCUUUGAAACAAGGCAGUUCGCCAGUUGCCAAAGUCCAUCCCUCAUGGAGCAGCUGGAUGUUGACGUCCAGGUUCCCAGGCCCACCCUCUGGAUCCACCUUCGCCUCGGCCAGAAAAUGGCUCCCAGUGGGCCACCCAGGUGCAGGACAGACGUUUGUGCCGCCAGCCUGGGAAGCGCAGGAGGCUCCCUGGACACAGGCCGGGUUGUGUGAAGCACUUGCCCUCUGAAGCCGCGGUAGAGUCCCGGGCAGAAGGAAGAACGGUGCACCUGGAGACACAGAUCCAAGUGGGAAAAGUUAGUGGAAGCCCCACAGUCAAAACCCACAACUAAAUCCCGCGUUGCCCAAGCAGUCUGUAUACCGCUCACAACCAGUGGUUCCCUCCGUGCAGUGACGCUGGUGAAACCGACAUACAUUUAAAAUCCUGGCAACUGCUCUAUCAUAGGCUUUUGUUUUUUGGCAACGUUUGAAAAUAUUGCGUGUUAAACCCCUUAUCUUGAUUACUGCAUUUUUUGACGCUCCCGUAUUUGUUUGCUGCGAUGGUAACUCCCUGUGCUGUUCAGGCUGGCACUGAACUUUCCAAUCCUCCUGCCUUAGCCUUCCAAGGAGCUGUGGCUCCAGACAAGGACCAUCGCACCCAUACUUUCCACACUCAAGAAAGCCUUAGCAUCACUACUACAGUAGUGCCGGGCACGCUGCAGGGGGCGUCCCUGUGUCACACGGUCCACACGCGUGGUCUCGUGAACCUCACACAGCAGCCCUGGAGGGAAGCGCUCUCCCUGCUUUGCUGGUGGGGAAACAGGCCCGGAGAGCUGGCCUAAGACACAGUGCUCCUAACUCCGUCCCCACUGCUGCUUGACAGUCGUUAAUCACUACCUGCGCCGCAGUGAAUAAUGCCAAGCACUAAUAGAUCCCGCUGUCACAUUCCUCAACCUGGUUUCCCUUAACUGGGAUUUCAUGGCUCUUGUUAAUGUGCAUUCUUCACUGAGUAAUUUCCGCAGCCCGAACUUGUAACACAUCCCAAUGACAAACGUCCCCAGCUCCGAAUCCCCCAUCAGCUGCAAUGUCACCCUCGCCUCCUCCCUGACUCCUUCCGACAACAGCCCAUCCAGUUUUAUGAUCACUUUGUCCCAGGGAUCACUACUGAACCUUUAAGAAUCCAGGCGCAUUUCAAGUUUAAUUGAAUAAAAUUCCUUGUAUAAUAAAUUCUGCAUGAAUGCUACAUAAA